AAAAAACAAAAAAGAAACAAAUACCAACCAGCUUCGUGUACUCCACCUCUUCCUCCGCUGUGUAUCACCCAAUUAGCACCUCUGUUUGUGGCAAUUGGGUUGGCUGGUUGUUGCAAUUGUUUUGGCCGUGUGAUUCACUUGAGUGCUCGGCCCUUAGCUGGUCGCAUUAAUCAGUUGCAAGACGAUCGAUUAACUGGCAACAACUGGCGCCGACUGCAACGCGCUACUCGCUGCUGCUGCCCGGGUGGCUGCUCCCAAAAAAAAAUAGCAAGUGAAAAGUGUUGAAAAUAUAUUCCUAAAUAAAAUAUAAAAAUAUUGCUUGGAAUUUCAUUUGCAUAUAUUAUGAAUAUUGUGAAUUUUGCUCACUCAAAAAGAAGAAUUCGCACAAUUUUCGCUAGUCGAAAAUCCUAAUUGAAUUACCUAAUCAGUUUUUGGCCAUUUGGCGAGUGCCGCGAGAGUGAGUGCUUCAGUGAGUGCCUCAGUGAGUGUCAGUGAGUGUUUUUUUUGUUGUGGUGCGUGUGGUGAAUUUUAUAUAAUAAACACACUCGGCACACUCUCAUCGAUCGUUUGAAGUCACAUCCAUUGCAUCGCUGGCAUUGCUCGGAGGCAUUACGCAAGCGGACGAGAAUGGCUGCUGACCAGGCGCUGACCGAUGUCGGUGAGCUCAUCUUCUCGCUCAUCAUUGGCUACCUGGGCGCCCUGGAGUUUGCCUUUGUGGCCCGCCAACUCUACCACUGGACGUGCCGGCAUCCGUGCAGCAAUGAGGAUGCUGAUGCCGGCGCCGAUGCACACGAGUUGCCACGUCUACGCGAUCGUCUGGACAAGGAGCUAAAGGAGGCGGUCGAGCGAGAAGCAGCUGCCGGCACAAAUGUCAUGCAGGAUGGUGUUCUCUACAGCAACGGUUUCCGUGUAGAGUCGCCGGAGGCGAAGAGGGCAGCGUUGGCCGCGGAGCUGGAGCGACAGCGGCGCAUCGAGGAGGAGACACGCAAGCAACUGGCGGAUGCCGAGCACAAAUUGGCCGAGGAACGGAGGACUGCCGCCCAGGAGCGAGCAGAAGCCGAGGCGGCGGCGGCGGCGGAAAGCGCACAAAAGCUCAUCGAGGCGGAAAAACAACGCGAAGCGGCGCAACGAGAACGUGAAGAAAAUGAGGAACGACAAGAGAAUGAGCGAAAGCUGAUUGAGGCCGAAAAGCAACGGGAGGAGAAUGAAAGGAGAAUGCAAGAAGCCGAACAACAACAACGCGAACGUGAAGAGAAUGAGCGACAGCUGAUUGAGGCUGAAAAGCAACGGGAGGAAAACGAAAGAAGAUUGCAAGAAGCCGAACAACAACAACGCGAACGUGAAGAGAAUGAGCGAAAGCUGAUUGAGGCCGAAAAGCAACGGGAGGAGAAUGAAAGGAGAAUGCAGGAAGCCGAACAACAGCAACGCGAACGUGAAGAGAAUGAGCGAAAGCUGAUUGAGGCCGAAAAGCAACGGGAGGAGAAUGAAAGGAGAAUGCAGGAAGCCGAACAACAACAACGCGAACGACAAGAGAAUGAGCGAAUAUUAUUUGAGGCGGAAAAACAACGCGAAGCAGAGCUGGAGGAAAAUGAGAGAAAACUGCAACGCGAACUCGAAGAGAAUGAGAAACAACUGAGAGAGGCAGAAGCAGAACGCGAAGAAACACAACGCAAAAGAGAAUUAGCUGCAGCUGCGGCCGACGAGCAAGACGAACUAGAGGAGAAUGAGAGAAAGCUGCAGGAGGCAGAAGCAGAACGAGAAGAAGAGCAACGUCAAAGCGAAUACGAAGAAGCUGACAGGGAAGCGGAACGUCUCCUCUUCCAGAGCGAGGAGGAGCAGGCCAAGCGCGAUGCGGAGAUUGUGGAGCGACUUUUGGCCGCGGAGCGAGAGCGUAAGCUGAGCGCCACUGAAAGUGAGCUCGAGGAGGAGGCCAUCGUUCUGGAGCAGACCAGACGACUGGCGGCCAGCAAGGCGGCCAUGGAGAAGAAACAGAAGUCAAUCGAGGAGAAUGCCCGCCUCUUUAUGGAGGCCGAGGAGGAGAUGGUAAUGAUGCAACAGCGUCUGCUACAGGCACAAAAGGAGCAGGAGGACGCAUAUUAUGCCGGUGCCGUGCCCGUUGUGGAGGAGCCGUGCAUUAAGAAGAUUUUGCCACCUCGCUACGAGGAGCCAGCGAUUGAUGAGCCGAUGAUAGUGCAGCGAGUCAAGACGCAGUUUGGACAAACCAGCGCUGCUGGUGAGGAACCCUACACGCGUUCCAAGACGCUCACGUUUCCUGGAGUAUCCGAUGAAGGUUCCUCGGUUGAACCGAUUUCCACGCAGCUGUCAUCAUUUAGCACACAAGCCUCCGACGAGCAACGCCAGGAGCCCGAGGGCGAAGACAAUGUGCCCGAUGUGCAGUACACCGAGGAUUACUUGCGCUCCCUCGAUGGCAUCAAGAGUCGUCCGCUGGUGCGUGAGGAUGGCUCGGGGCGCAGACGCGCCUUCAAGAAACGUCGCUCGAGCGGCAGUUCGAAUUCAUCGCGCGAAUCGCGUGCCUCACGCGACGAGGAGCUCAAAAUGUUCACAUCGCUGGAGGAGGAGGAAUUGCGACAUGGCGCCAAGGAGGACUACAAUCCCAUCAAGUACAGCUCAGAGCCAACGCUGCGGGUUAAGUCUCAGAGACGGCACAAACGUAGUCCCGCCAAGGAUGUAAAGCCACCAACUGAUCCGACUGCUGCAUUGGAAAUGCUCGGUGAGGAAAGCGCAAAUCCCUGGGGCGAGGGUGCUCCGGAGCACUAUAAGAACACGGAGUUUUGGAAGCGCGAGAAAGCCCUGUCCAUUGAUGAGGAGGAACUCGAGCAUGAGAAGAGAGUAUCUGGCGAAGAAGUGGUGCACAUGGACAAGCCGAAAGCUUCCUCAUUCGAGGAGGCGACAGAAGCACAAAAUGAGGAGGCAGCCCACUCCUUGCGACAGCAGCGUUCCAAGGAGGAACAAGUGGAUAAGGACAGCACAGAGAGCUCCACGAAAGCAACGGAUUCAAGCCGCAGCGACAUAAAAUCCAAUCUGCAAACCUCCCAAGCGACGGAGGAGCAGUCCCGACGCGGUUCACCCGGCUUGCGUCGCAGUCCGCGCAUCGAUGAAAUCGAUCACUAUGAGGAGCGUUGGCGAGAAUCCGAGGCAGCCAGUCAACCAGCCAGUCAGUUGCCCAGCAUUACCGUCCAGCAGCCAGAUACGGCACCCUGGCAGGACGAGUUCGGGCUAAUGAUGGAGGGUAUCAGCGAUUUCUACGAUUUUACGGCAUCAGCAAAUCGAUCGAGAUCACGCACCCCAUCGCGCAAUUCCCCGCCGCAGCCGAAGAACGUGGCCAAUUGCAUGGAUGUGGACGAGGAGCAUACGUUGGAAGUAUACGACGAUAGUCAGGAGGGUCUCAUCGCUGGUGAACUCAACUGCGAAAUGGUUCUGCAAAUGCUGGAGUCCACCAUGAAUGGAACCGAGAACCAGUCGCAGCAACUGCAGCUGCAAAAUGUUGCGGACGAUGCUAAGAAUGGUAGCAAUCAAGUUAUUGCCAUGAUCUAUGAGACUCGAUCCGCAACGCCGCCUGUAACCAUCAGCGAGCUGGAGAAGGAUCAGUUAGUGGAUCACAGUUGUCCCAUGGAUGUGGAAACGAAUGGCGUUGCUGAUGCCCAGCAAACUAAUAUCGAAACGAAUACAACUCUGCCCCAGCCUGUUAUCGAAAUCAAUUCAAUGGCUGAUGAACCAAUCGAGAUUCCCGAAGAACCCAUUCCCACCCGUGAGGAGAUGCGUUUGUUUGUUGAAAAUUUGCGCGCCGAACGUAUUUCAGGUUCCCAAACCCCGGGUCGGUCCCGUGCCCGUUCUCGCUCCCCCUUGCCCACCGCUGAUAAUAUCGCUCGCAGUCUGGAGACACGACGUCUGAAGCGCAUUCGACAAAACGAUGAGCUCUUCGAGAAACUGAAAGAUGAGGAGCAUUCGGCACGCUCAAUUUCACCUGUUCCUGCUGAAAUAAAUUCACUGAUUUUACGAAAUUCACCUGCACGUGAUCCCGAUGCAAUGAUAGAACCCUCCCUUAAGGAAUACGCACUUUUAAGAAGUGGUUCUAGUUCGCCAGUCGCAAGAAUUACACCUGCUCCCCCAGAGGAGAAUCCUUCGCCUGCAACAGUUCCCGAUUUAAUGAUAAUAACGUCACUUAAUGAAGAAGAGCCUUCUAACAGGGUUUCGAGUCCAUCCUUAACUGUUACUGCUCCUCAAAUUAUAAUCACCCCGCUGCCCCUGCCCACUAUAUCGAUUGAGAUGGUUGAAGAGCCACCUCAGGUACUGGCAGAGGACCAGGAGCCCGAGUUAACACCAGAAUCUGUGGCCAGACUAGUUGAACAGCUGCGCUUGAAUCGCUGUCGCUCCCAUUCCCGUUCCCGAUCCCCGCUGCCCACAGCUGCCAAUCUGGAGCACAGCGUGCAGAGGCGUCGCGAGAAACUCAUUGCACAAAAUGAUGAGUUCUUCGAGCAGAUGCAAAGGGCCACAACACCUGAACCAGAGCAGAGGGGAGCCAUAGUGGAGAAUAUUUACGAGCGACCCGAAAGCAGUCGCGACAUGCGUUCCCUUUCACCUUCCCGCUCGCCAUCGCCCACCAACGUUGAUUCCGAAUCUGCUGAUGAUUUCCAACUGCUGCUCAAUUUGGAGGGCUGCGAACAGCGAACAUUGCGCAAGAGUAGCGAGGAGCUGGAAAGUGUGCUGGCUCACAAUGCCAAGCAACAUGAAUUCGACUUGGAGGCACUGCAUCAGCUUCAAAUUGCCAGCGAGGAAAUCGAGCUGCCUGUUGAGGAAGAGGAUUAUCCACUGGAUUAUGAACGCACCUUCUCCGAAGCAGCUCGCGAAUUGAGGAGUGAGUUGUUAGUGAGCGGCUUUAAGCGCUCCACUUACGUUGGUGAGUCCAUGGACCUGGGUCUGGGCCCUGAGUUCGAGCAGCUGCGGCAGGAGAACGCUCAGUUUCGACGCUCGCAUAGUCCAUCGCCCUCCCUAGACUUGAGUGUGGCCCGGGAGCAGGCAGCGGCGCAGCGUGAAAUGCAGGCAGCUAUUUUGAAUUCGCUGGUGGAUGCCAGCGUCGGUGUCGAGGAUGAGAACCGUCUGGGUGCCAAGCCAAAAUCAAGUUCCACAUCUGAAAUACAGCAGGUGAUCAAGGACGAGAAAUUGGAUGAUAUGCGACAUCGGACAGCGGAAUUUCAACGCUCCCGCAGUCAGAGUCGCUCCCCGGUGCGGGAUGAGGCGGAUGCGCCGACAUUGCGGAAUAUCGAUGUGGAGGCAGCCAAGCGGCAGCAACAGGAUCAGCUGCUAGAUCAGCUAGCUGCCUCAAGUGGCAACUUCCAGAACUUCUCACGCUAUCUGAAUACCGACUUUUUGGGUGAGCGACGUGCCUCGGAUUCGGCAAUCCUACAGCCCGUGGAGCCCCAUGAGGAAAUGGAGCCCGAUGAAUAUCAUCAUUUUAGACGCUUUUCACUGGCCCAGGAGCAGGCGGUCGAGGAGUAUCCCAGCAAUGAGUGCAUCUACAUAUCACAGAUUGAGGUGCGUUCGCUGACGGGCAAAAGAACUUGGCUUAAGGAGGAUUUCUAUACGCAUGACUUGGCCAGCUUGGAGCUGAACUUUGACGAGCUACCCAAGAAAUCAGAGUACGAAACGGAGGAGCGCUCCUGGGCAAAUGCUGUACUCGCUGCAGAGGCAGAGGCAGCGGAAUUUGAUGAGACGAGUGCCAUCUAUAAUUAUGACAUCCUUAGGGAGUACCACGGAAACGAGGAAGUCAGCAGCAAUGACAGCGACGACGAACGACAGACUGUGGUGGAAAUUGACGAUGACGACGCUGAGGAUGAGGAUAAUGAGUACGAGUUUGAGUUGGAUGAGGGCAUCUCGGAUAACAAUGAGCGCACCCAGCCGACAGAUGAAUCCCAUCACGAUACAUCCGAGUGCGAGGAGGCCGAACGCAAUGCAGAUAGUUAUGCGAAUCGGGGUGCCAAUGAUUGGGAGGAAAUUGAUAAUGUGGAGGACUUUGCAGACUAUAACAUCGAUGAUGGUGCUGUGGGCGGUGCUUACUCUGAUCCGGACGCCUACAUUGAACAGAUCUACAACGAUGCUGUGAAGAAUCGCAAACAGUCGGGAAUUCUAAGAGACUACGAGACAAUGGUGCAGGAACAGUUGCCGGGUGAUAAUGCUGACCAAAGUGAGUCCGAUAAGGAGAAAUCUAGUUCGGAUAGCGAACGUUAUGCUCUAUGGGCAAAGACCAGAGAGCUCGACCGGCACGAAGAGAGCAGCCGGCAUAGGGAGGCUGACCUAUCACUCGGACUGCUCGAAAGUGAGCGUCGGGAUACGGGAAUGCGUUAUCUGGGCGAUGCUCAUGUGGCUGCUCGUCAAUCCACCCGGCUGCGCACUCGUUAUGGCUACAGUCCGCAGCUACAGGCGGGUGUUGUCGAGGAUGACAUCGAAGUGGAUCUGAAUUACGUGCCCAAACGUGAAUACAAUUGGCGUAAGAACUUCAAGCUGGAUGACAACGAGCCACAGCAAACACUGGAAGUUAGCUCGGCGCCAAGUCCUCCCGAAGAGCUGUCCGAACUGGUGGACCAGAAGGAGCAGGAGCAGGAGCUGGAUCGGGAGCAGGAGCUGGAUCGGGAGCAGGAGCUGGAUCGGGAGCAGGAGCUCGAUCGGGAGCAGGGUCGGGAGCAAGAGCAAUACGAAAGUGUACCAGGUGGUGAACUGGACCCACGUCGCCAUAGUUUUGGUGGCGAGAGCAUCACCCUCUUCAGUCGCAGUCCAGACCGAGAAUUGUUAUCCGCUGUGCCCGAGGAAUCGUUGCCACAGCCGGAGAAUGCCGAAGAUAUUGGAGAAACUGAGUUGGCCAUGCAGUCGCCCAUUAAAGAAGCAGCCAGCGAGAAGCCAAAAAAGAAGAAGAGCAAGAAGAAGAUGCGCAAGGGCUCCAAAACGGAGGAAGACCUGCACGAUGACAACGACUCCGAUAAUCAGGAGUACAAUCGACGCGGUUCCGCAGUCAGAGAUGAGGUGGAAACCGCAUUGGAAACAACCAAACGCAAAGUGCGUUCGCGACGCAGCUCCAAGAGCAGCUCCGCCAACGAGGAGCCCACUGGAGGCGGUGGUCUCUUCUCGCCACGCAACAGCAUUGCCCUUUUGGCUGAGAGCACACUGGAGGGCAUUGCGGAAUUCGAAACACCCGACGAGGCCGCAUUAAAAAAGAACACAAAGAAACGCAAGAAGUCCCUCAAGGACACCAAGGAGCAGAGCUUAGUCCAGGCAGUUGAGCAGACCCUCGACGAGGCUGUUGCUGAAGCCCUUGCCCAAAUAGCUCCAGUUAGGGUGUCGGUUUCCACGAAUCUAACACCAGCCUCAACACAGCAGAAUCUCCUAUCCAGUCUCAGUGCUGGGCACAGCUUAUGCCUCACCCCCGCCUCAUCCUUCGAGGAGCCGCCCGCCAUCCCCAACAUAGCUACUAACCAUGCUGAAGUUGCAGCUGUAACAACGCCAGCGCGUUCCGCUGUGGACACCUUUGACAUACUCAAGGAUGCCAAUUUCUAUCCGCUUUUCUAGGCUUGCAAUAUGAAUGAUUUACAUAUUUGAUUUGAAUAUUUAUUUAUUUCUUAUAGACAUGUUCAUAAAUCCCCAAAUCGUGCACUCACCCAAUCUUUGCACCCAGUUCCAGUUCCAGUUCAAGUUCCAGAUACGCACUGAGGCUACUUAGGAUCAUCACACACUGUAUUAUACUAACGACCAGACCCAGAAAUGCUACUCGAAACGAUACUCGUAUAUAUCGAAUGAUAAUGUGGACUAUUAUUAUUGUUUGAAGCUUAUUUUAUUUAAAUGUUAGUUUAUUUGUUGUCGACUCCUUUAUAACUGCUGAGAAUAAAUAUGAAUAUAUAUAUACAUAUAAAUAUAUAUAUAAAACUAUGAUGAAAACAUACACAUU
Molecule: messenger RNA, 7954 nt
Organism: Drosophila grimshawi
Lineage: Eukaryota; Metazoa; Arthropoda; Insecta; Diptera; Drosophilidae
Gene: Lmpt
Product: four and a half LIM domains protein 2
Exons: 3
Coding region: 628-7578 (2316 amino acids)
Cellular component (GO): nucleus; Z disc
Molecular function (GO): transcription coregulator activity; zinc ion binding
Source: RefSeq, a predicted model, not a curated record